Prorocentrum cordatum is the source of this 630-nucleotide messenger RNA. Lineage: Eukaryota; Dinophyceae; Prorocentrales; Prorocentraceae. The record is from the annotation of a GenBank genome assembly.
AUGGCGAAGCACGAUGUCGAGAGGACGAAGGAGGCCUUCGACAGGCAGGCGAUGCUGUUGGAGCUUGUGGCCCGGCAGGCCGCCGAGGUGGCCCGCAUCUCCCAGGAGCUCCGCGCCGCGGAGGGCAACGGCAAGCGGACCGUCGAGAUCGUCGAGGCGGAGCGUGCGGACAAGGCUGCCAAGGCGGAGGCCGCGGCCGCACAGCUGGACGCGCAGCGGGCGGUCUUUGCGCAGGCCCAGAAGAGCCUCGAGCAGGCUGGCAACCAGACCGCGCAGCAGCGCCAGCCGACCUCGCGCGCGGAGGAGGAGCACAAGACGGCGCUGGCAGCCUACCAGCACGACAGGCAGGAGUUCGACCGCCUUCGCAAGCAGGUUGAGGAGGCGGAGGACGCCGCCACCAGAGCAGAGGCCACCCGCACGGAGACGGAGAGCAAGAUGGCGAUGGACACUAGCGAGCUGCAGAGGGACUUGGACAAGGUCAAUCGCCUCAGCAAGAAGCUGAAGGGGGUCCAGGCGAAGGAGAAGGAGGCCGCGGAGGCGGCGGAGCAGAAGGACGCGGGCUCCAAGGUCUCGGGCGACGCCAACCAGAGCGAGGAGGGCAAGAGCAUCGUGCAGACGAUCCUCGAGACG